Messenger RNA from Acomys russatus (golden spiny mouse), 525 nucleotides. RefSeq names its product cytochrome c oxidase assembly factor 4 homolog, mitochondrial. The record is from RefSeq and is a predicted model, not a curated record. Lineage: Eukaryota; Metazoa; Chordata; Mammalia; Rodentia; Muridae. Gene Ontology annotation, biological process: mitochondrial respiratory chain complex IV assembly. Gene Ontology annotation, cellular component: mitochondrial intermembrane space.
AUGUCAGCCUCGGUCCCACCAGGCCAUAACUGGACCCGACAGGUGAAGAAGGAGGAGGGGGAGGAGGAGGACCCACUGGACCAGCUGAUCACCCGCUCUGGCUGUGCUGCCUCCCACUUUGCCGUGCAAGAGUGUAUGGCCCAGCACCAGGACUGGCGUCAGUGCCAGCCGCAAGUGCAGGCUUUCCGAGAUUGCAUGAGUGCACAGCAGGCGAGACGGCGGGAGGAACUGCAGAGGAGGAAAGAACAAGCCAGUGCUCAACACUGAGACCUAAGCCAUCGUCCGCACAGGCCAGAGACCCUGGGAAGAAGAAACCCAAAGUAGAAGAAGUAUGCAACAGGAGGAAUAAAGUUUGGGGACAGUCUUUGGGAUUUAAAGCCAGACACCAGGAGUUUGCACAUGACGGUCGUCAUGAGCUGUUGACUCUAUUGUCAGAUCACAAAUAUUCUUCAUCUUUCUUGUUCUACCAAUAUUUGUAUUUAAAACUAAGGUGUGGGGCUGGAGAGAUGGCUCAGUGGUUAAGAG